Molecule: messenger RNA, 2792 nt
Organism: Danio aesculapii
Lineage: Eukaryota; Metazoa; Chordata; Actinopteri; Cypriniformes; Danionidae
Gene: slc20a1a
Product: solute carrier family 20 member 1a
Exons: 11
Coding region: 386-2332 (648 amino acids)
Biological process (GO): phosphate ion transmembrane transport
Cellular component (GO): membrane
Molecular function (GO): phosphate transmembrane transporter activity
Source: RefSeq, a predicted model, not a curated record
UUAGUUAAGUCCUGGAGUUAAAGGCUGAGAAAGUUUUAGAAACUGAGCGCUCAUUGAUCACUGAAUUUAUUGACAACCACCCAGCAGAAGACAUUCAGUGUAUUUGAAUGUACCAUCAACAUCUGCUAAGAUCUAGUCCAUAAUGGAUGUCCCAGUCAGUGUAGCCACUCAAAGCCAAUCCAAAACCCUUACUGAUAUUAGUAUAUGUAGCUAACAGUUGCUUUUUACUUCCUGCUACGUUUAUUUUCAUUUGUAGAGACUAUUUUAUUUUUAGCUCAUAUCCUAUAUUACUCUGCCAAUUUAUUUAUUUAUUUAUUAAGAAAAUACCUCAAUAAACUAAGCCAGUUGAUUCUCGGUAGGCCAGAAGUGCAGUUUCUCUCCAGAAAUGGAAUCGACUACAUUAGCAACUCUAGCAGGUGUUAGCGUGCUAGCUGCGGGCGCACAGACAGACAUGUCUGAUGUCCUCUGGCUGUUGAUUUUGGGAUUCGUCAUCGCCUUUAUCUUGGCCUUCUCUGUGGGUGCCAACGAUGUCGCCAACUCCUUCGGGACAGCCGUGGGUUCUGGGGUUGUGACUCUGCGCCAGGCCUGCAUCCUGGCCACCAUCUUUGAGACAGUUGGUGCCAUGCUUUUGGGGGCAAAGGUCAGCGAAACCAUCCGUUCGGGGAUCAUCGAUGUUCACAUGUAUAAUGGCUCAGAGGCUGUACUGAUGGCUGGCUCCAUCAGUGCCAUGUUUGGAUCUGCUGUCUGGCAGCUCGCAGCUUCCUUCUUGAAACUCCCCAUCUCCGGGACGCACUGCAUCGUGGGCGCCACAAUCGGCUUUUCCAUGGUUGCCAGAGGUCACCAGGGGGUCAAAUGGCUGGAACUGCUCCGCAUUGUGGCCUCUUGGUUUCUCUCACCUCUUCUCUCGGGCAUCAUGUCUGCCGUUCUCUUCUACUUUGUCCGCAAGUUUAUCUUGAACAAGGAUGAUCCAGUGCCCAAUGGUUUAAGAGCAUUACCGGUUUUCUAUGCUGUUACAAUGGGAAUCAACCUGUUCUCCAUCAUGUUUACUGGAGCACCAAUGUUGGGGUUUGACAGGAUACCGUGGUGGGGAACCCUGUUGAUCUCACUGGGCUGUGCCAUCCUCACUGCCCUGGUGGUCUGGUUCAUUGUGUGCCCGCGGUUAAAGAAGAAGAUGCAAAGUCCGAAUAUUGCAGACACCAGUGGGACACAGCUAGUUGAGAAGAAGCCAUCCUCUAAUGGCCUAAAUGACCAUAAUCCUGGCCCUCCUCGAAACUACUCUCCUGUUCCACAGACACCGCCUACUGACAGCAACAAAGUGGCCUUCGACAUUGGGGGAUCGGCAGAAACCGACCUGGACAAGAAAGAGUUUGACACCAAAGAUUUGGACUGCACUCAUGCUUUAAAUGGCAGUGGUGGUAUUGUUAUCCCCGACUUGAGCGGAAACCAGUUUCACACCGUUCACAAAGACUCAGGAAUCUACAAGGAUCUUCUCCACAAACUUCACCUGGCCAAAGUGGGUGAAUGCAUGGGAGAGCCCGUAGAGAAGCCCAUCCGCCGCAACAACAGCUACACCUCCUACACCAUGGCCAUUUACGGCAUCCACGGCUCACUGAAGGACGGAGAGGGAGGAAGCCGGACGGGACUGGAUGGAGAGAAGAGGCGCUCACGGUACGACAGCUAUAACAGUUACUGUACGGCGGUGGCUGAUGGUGAAGCCGCGGUGGAGGAUGCAGCUCUGGCGGUGGAGAUGGAGGACGAGGCGCUUAGAGGAGACGUGCUGGAGGAGGACAUCGACGAGCUGGAGAUCGACAAACCUGAGGUGUCAACGCUCUUCCAGUUCCUGCAGAUCCUCACCGCCUGCUUCGGCUCAUUCGCACAUGGGGGGAAUGAUGUUAGCAAUGCGAUUGGCCCUCUGGUGGCCCUAUGGCUGAUCUAUGACAGUGCCUCAGUGGCCCCCAGCGCUCCUACACCCAUCUGGCUUCUAUUAUAUGGUGGAGUGGGCAUCUGUACAGGACUCUGGAUCUGGGGUCGCAGGGUCAUUCAAACCAUGGGCAAAGACCUGACACCCAUCACCCCCUCCAGUGGGUUUAGCAUUGAGCUCGCCUCUGCUAUUACUGUGGUUGUCGCUUCCAACAUCGGACUCCCAGUCAGCACCACUCAUUGCAAGGUGGGAUCGGUGGUGUCUGUUGGCUGGCUCCGCUCCAAAAAGGCCGUCGAUUGGCAUCUUUUCCGGAAUAUUUUUAUCGCUUGGUUUGUGACCGUGCCAAUUUCUGGUCUCAUCAGUGCUGCUAUAAUGGCACUUUUCUAUUACGUUAUACUGCCUCUGACCUAAUGUGUUACGUUAAACCAUUUCCCCUUUGUAAAUACUUUUUAAACUGACCAGAUACUCAUAUAAUAUGAAAUGCCCUUCAAACUCGUGCCAUCAAAUGUACUGUACAUAGCAAAUCAAAGACUGUGUGUGUUUGCACAUCACAUUCUUACUCUGUGAUUUUUGUACGUUCAAGGUGCUUAAUAAUAGUAUUUUUAGCUGUAAAUGUGUGAGAUAUGUAGUAUGACAGUGUUUAUUUAGUUUUAUUUGGGCCUCUUUUUUUAAGAAAAAGUGUUGUUAGGUUAGACUAAAUUCUGUUAGGCAUUUUAACACAAAUGAAAACGUGUACUUUGAGCUGAAAAGCUAUAUUUUAUUUAUAAAAUGUGUCUAUAUAUUUGCAUGACAUUUGAAAUAAAUCACGUUUCUUGUGAGAUUUUGCAUGCUCAUUUACACUUGUGAAUAAACCAGUUUUACAAAACAUAAA